This is a messenger RNA of Chenopodium quinoa (quinoa), 575 nucleotides long. RefSeq names its product G-type lectin S-receptor-like serine/threonine-protein kinase At1g11330. NCBI's taxonomy places the organism in Eukaryota, Viridiplantae, Streptophyta, Magnoliopsida, Caryophyllales, Amaranthaceae. Gene Ontology annotation, biological process: recognition of pollen. The transcript has 2 exons. The record is from RefSeq and is a predicted model, not a curated record. The coding region runs from base 65 to 553 and encodes 162 amino acids.
UGAUAGCAAGAAGAACAGGGGAAUUGCGUGGCAUGCCCCGGAAAAUAUAUGUGACACCUAUGGUAUGUGUGGAGAAUUUGGAAACUGCAACCCGCAGACUAAACCUAUGUGCAGCUGCUUAAAAGGGUUUGUGCCGAAGAACGCGGAGGAAUGGAGGAGAGGAAACUGGACAAGUGGGUGUGUGAGAAGAAAGAAGCUGCAAUGUGGGGUUCAAGGGGGAAAACAAGAUGGGUUUUUGAGGUUAAAGAUGAUGAAAGUGCCAGUUAAUGCUGAUAUUGCUGAAUGGUUUGUGGGUCUGAAUCCUGAUCAGUGCAGAACAACCUGCCUGGCAAACUGCUCUUGUUUGGCUUAUACACAUGAUACUGGAACUGGAUGUAUGAGAUGGAGCGAGAACUUGAUUGACAUAGAGGACCUUUCACCUGGAGGGGUGGACCUAUUCAUUCGGCUUGAACAAUCAGAGCUAAGUACUAGUAAGAGAUAUGACUUUAGGAACAGCAGUGAUUGCCACUAUCAUAUACUUCCUGUUCAAAUGGAGAGCUCGGAAAAAGGGUAAACACACAUCGGAUAGAAAUAGA